This is a messenger RNA of Thelazia callipaeda (thelaziosis nematode), 1422 nucleotides long. Lineage: Eukaryota; Metazoa; Nematoda; Chromadorea; Rhabditida; Thelaziidae. The record is from the annotation of a GenBank genome assembly.
AUGGGUGAAGCAGUUUCUCCACCCGUUUCGUCAUCAACUAGUGGCCCACGUUUUCGGAUAGUUCCAGGUCCAGUUUUAGGUGAAAACAGUCGUUCAAAUCUUCCGCGAAGUUCAUGUUUGACGUCAUCCGCUUCGACGCCAUCGUUCGAUUCGCAGUUGAACAAUCAGGAAAUGCAGCUACGCCCCGUGCAGUAUGUCAUGUUGAACCAAGGUAACAAUAUACAAAGUCAGCAGAUGCGUACUACAAGUGCUGCUGAGCAAGCGAGCAUGGUUUCUAAGUGUGCUCGCUUCUUUAAGACACUCAUACAUCUCUCGCAACAACCAGAUCAACAACAAGGACAACAAACUGCUAUGCGUGUUACUGAACUUGUUAAAUUUGUUAUUUACGGUUCAAUGCCUCCAGAAGUUUUUACCAGCCGUCUACAAGAAGCUUUGCGUUCACAAGCGCAGCCUCAUUUACUUCCAUUUUUGCAGAGAACUUUACCAGCGCUACGGUCAGCAUUACAAAAAGGUGAAGUAGUUAUCGAAGGAAUUAGUGGUUCAAUUCCGCAACAGCCAACAAUUCUUGAUAUUUCUCAUUCUACUCCGCAGUGGAAUGCAAAUAAUGCGCAGCGUACAAACAACGAGAAUUCUUACAUGUCACAGAGAUCAACUAGUGUUGUUCCACCACCCUUAAUGAUGAAUAGCAGCGUGGGAAGCUAUUCGAAAACUGAUGGAAGCGAUGAUUAUUCAAUAGAAGAAUCUUCUAGUGAAAGUGAAGUCCGUACAUUGUCUUCUACUCAAACUCAGCACAAGCUUUUAAAUGGAGAUGUAAUUGCGCGUAAAAUUCAGCGUAUAAUGCCUGAUGGAGGUGUUCCUCAAGAUGAAGUGAUUACUAUGAUUUCCCAAGCUGCAGAAUCGAGAUUGCGAAUAAUGUUGACCAAAUUAGCUGUUGUUGCAGAGCAUCGUUUAGAGCCUCUACGAAAUCAUCCUUAUUAUCGAGCAAUUGAUGAUGCUCGUCGACAACUUCGUUUCGUAGAAGAAUUAGAGCGUUUAGACUAUGAACGUAAAGAAAAUCGUGAAAAAGAAGCAUUAAUUCGACUUAGUAAAACUAGAGGAAAGGACAAGGAAACUUUGGUAGAAAAAGCAAAGCAGUUGCAAAGAGCUGAUCAGGAGGCUGCUCGAAAUCGUGAUGCCAAUGCUGCCGCAAUAGCAGCUUUAGGUGGCGGGAAAAUUAACAAAAAACCGUGGUCAGAAAUGAGCAAUCCGCUAGACCAACCGAUAUCCUCUGGAAUUUCUCUUCAGACCCAGAGACCUCGUACGAAGCGUGUUACUAUGCGUGACUUGCAAUUGGUGAUAUCUCAAGACCCGAUCGCUCGAACUUCGCAAUUGAGACAUCGUUUGGCUUUGUUCAAUUAUGCCAGUGAUACUGUUUCUUCAUAA